Messenger RNA from Culex quinquefasciatus (southern house mosquito), 2756 nucleotides. RefSeq names its product cell wall protein DAN4. Bases 502 to 2109 code for a protein of 535 amino acids. NCBI's taxonomy places the organism in Eukaryota, Metazoa, Arthropoda, Insecta, Diptera, Culicidae. The transcript has 7 exons. The record is from RefSeq and is a predicted model, not a curated record.
CGGCGCGAAUCAGUACCCCGUGAGAACUCGUCGCAGGAAGGUCGUCUAGGUGUUCGUUGUUGAUCAGUUCAAAACUGUGCCUCUCUGAGCGUGUAUCUAAUUCCGUCGAGGUCUGCUACGAAAACGUGCAAAUCGUCGUGAGUGCAAACUGGCUGCGUACUGUGCGCUAAACAACAGGAUUGCUCCGCGAGUGUAUGUUCUGUUGUUCUGAAUUGGGAAAUCCCUUCCGAUCUAGAUCUUUGUUCCCAGCAUCUGGAGAUCACGAAGUCGUCGUCGUCGAGCCUGUAAAGUUGCUGCAGGAAUUCACACCUCAGCGCUCGUGUGAUAAAUUAAAAAUAGUUGCAACAACAACAGCAAGAAAAAAAAAGAAGAAGCGAAAAUAAAGUGCGUGUUUGAUGUGAAAAGUGUGCUGAAGUCUCGAUCCGAGUCCGAGCGUGCAUAUUGAGUGUAGUGUCCUACGGAGGAAAACGACAGUCCAGCGGUGGCCACCGAACCGGAGAGAUGCGGAACGUCUGGAUUGUGGUGGCGAGCGGCCUGCUAGCGUUCGCCAACUUUGUCAAGUCGCAGGAAACGGGCCGGACGCUGUACAGCUCCAGAUUCCAACGCAGAUACGACAACCUGGACAUCGAUACGAUCCUUUCCAGCAACCGGCUGGUGAACAACUACGUCGACUGUCUACUCAGCCGGAAGCCGUGCCCGCCCGAGGGAAAGGAUCUGAAACGUAUUCUUCCGGAAGCUCUGCGCACCAAGUGCGGCCGCUGCUCGUCCACGCAGAAGGAGAACGCCCUCAAGAUCAUCACCACGCUGUACUACAGCUACCCGGACCAGUACCAGGCACUGCGUGAACGCUGGGAUCCUUCCGGCGAGUACCACCGCCGGUUCGAGGAGUACCUGCGCGGUAUUCAGUUCAACCAGAUCGGGGGCAACGGAAACGGCAACGGUGGUCCCAGCGAACGUCCGGUAAGAAACGACUUUGACCGGGAUCAGUCCCAGAUCCUGCUGCAGACGUUGAUCCUGUCCACGACGACGGCGCAACCUCCGGUCCCAGAGCAACGACCAACCCAAUUGGCAUCAGCACAGUUAACACAACCGGUAGCACCAAUUACCUCUACAACAACAACUUCUUCUACUACCACCACAACCACUACCACUACUCCUACUACUAGUACUAGUACUACUACCAUGAGUACACCACCAGUACCAACAACACCUAACAGUAGCGUAGAGCCUUCUUCGUCUACCUCCUCCUCUACUUCUACUACUACCGCUAGUAGUUCCGGUGGUGUGAGUGGCGACGAGGCUGGUGGCGGCUCCGAACCGCCCACGUCGAUUCCCGCAACGGACUCGUUUCGCCCAUUCAACAAUCUCAUCCAGUAUCGUCCAUGCUUUACGAGAUGUCCCUCUCGUUAUCGGCCUUGGUCACAACAGCAGCAGUACCAGUAUCAGCAAUAUCAGCACUAUCAGCCACAUUUUUUCAACGCAAACAACUUGUUUGGCUUCCUGAUCGACACCGACUCGGACACCCGUCCGGAGACUCAGACCCAGGACGUGACUGCCGCUUCAAAUUCAUUCACAACAGAUAACCCUAACUUGUUUGGCCAACAGCAGCAGGAGCAGGACCCGGCAGUGACCUUCAUCCGGAACCCUUCAUCAGUCGAUAGAACUCCCUUCAGUAGACUUAUUCUGAGGCCGGUCGACGGUCUCGGCUUUGAAACCACCACCACCUUCUUCAGCACGGUAGAUUUGCAACCCACGGCGGGACCACUUUCGAACCGGUUCGGAGAUGAUGACACCCCGGUGACCACCAGCACCACGCAGAGGCCACCGGUAGUAGUACAGCAGACCCAGCCCACCACCACCCAGAGGCCGGUCGUGGUGCGACAGACCACCACUCGACCCCCGACCCAGCGGACCACGUCGCGAUUUAACCCGCAGCAGAAUGGCGGUGGAGCGCAGAGUCCGAUCGUGGGGCUGUUUAACCAGAUUGGGAACAAGUUGGCCACCACGGCCGACGCCAUCGCCGGGAUGCUGCGGAAGACGGUGGACGUGAUCGUGACCUCGCACAUCCAGUCCCACCAGCGGGCGCUCAGGAGCUUUGGGGCGCAGUAAGGGGUGUUGCCGGAAGUGGUUGGGACCAGACAUUUUGACGGAGGACGGGCAGGAAAUUUUGCCGUUUUAGGCAUGGUUUGGAGAAGAGGGAAAGACAAAAAAAAAAAGAGAAUAGAGAGAUCGAGCGAGAGUGCAAAACGAAAUUAACCGGAAGUUGGCAACCCCGGGCGCAGCAUUAACUUAAACCUAUCUAUAUUCUGAUUAGAACUGUUAAGGACCUUUGAGUACACGCAAAUGAAAUUGUUUUCUUUUUUUGAUUAAUGCUAUAUUAGAGUUUAAGCGAGCUUGGACGCAUUCUGGUCAACUCCUCGAGAAAGUUGGAAGGUUAGAGACUGUGAAAUAAGCUCAAAGGUGAAGAAUUCCCCAAGAUCUGUCUACCAAUAUUAGUUUAAGGCAGUUUUAAAGGACAAACAUGGAGCAAAGUUUUGAUAGUGUGAUAUUGAGGAUCAAAUUUUUGUACUUACAUUCCUGCAAGGGAAAUUAGGCUACAGAGUCACAAAGGCGUGAAUUUAGAGUGAAAUCAAAAGUGAUCUAAAUUUGAAAAGAGUCAGAGAGAAAGUGAGGUUUAAGCGAUACAGGGUUAGCAGCAGAUCCAACAAUAUGUAAGCAAUGUGUUAUAAUAUAUUUGUAUCUACAAAUUUUCAAAA